Sipha flava (yellow sugarcane aphid) is the source of this 960-nucleotide messenger RNA. RefSeq names its product alpha-crystallin A chain-like. The transcript is spliced from 3 exons. NCBI's taxonomy places the organism in Eukaryota, Metazoa, Arthropoda, Insecta, Hemiptera, Aphididae. Gene Ontology annotation, molecular function: protein folding chaperone. Gene Ontology annotation, biological process: protein refolding; response to heat. The record is from RefSeq and is a predicted model, not a curated record. Bases 335 to 889 code for a protein of 184 amino acids.
ACAAAUGUCGUUUACCAUUGUGUAGAUCGCGAACCGCAUAGAGGUCGUUGGACAAUUCUAGAACACCAAACACCGCCUUUAACAUCACCGCGCAUUCUAGAACGUUCUCGAACGUGUUAUCGGUAUAUAACAGACCGACGCAUCAACGGUCGUCACAGUUGAUUUUUGGCGCUUGUAGAUUUACCAUACGAGUUCUUCGUUGCUAACCCUUUUCGGUUAAUUGCAGUUCUGAAUUUUCUUAUUAAUUUUCAAGUUUCCAGUGAUUUGUGUCGUCACCCAAAGUACUCUGGUUUGAUAUUUUAGAUUCGUCGUGGUGCCGAUCUGAAGAUACAAGAUGUCCAUUUUACCAUUUUUAUUGGAUGAACUAGCAAGACCAACCAUUUAUGAUCAACAUUUUGGUCUGAAUUUAUUGGACGAUGAUUUGUUACAUCCUCAACGUUUGCACCAUAGAUACAACCAAUCUCCGUCCCUUAUGAUGUUUCAAAGACCUUAUCGUCCAACUUCUGCAUCUCAAGGCUUAUCACAUAUACAAAAUGACAAAAACAAUUUCAAAGUAAAUUUGGAUGUACAACAGUUCAAGCCAGAUGAAGUAUCUGUAAAGGUUGUAGAUGGUUUUGUAGUAAUAGAUGCCAAACAUGAGGAGCGAAGUGAUGAACAUGGUUUCAUUUCACGUCAGUUUACCAGACGUUACAAGAUUCCAGACAAUGUUGAUUCAGAUGCUAUUGUAUCUACAUUGUCUUCAGAUGGUGUACUGAGUAUUGGAGCUCCCAAAAAGGUGCCUAAAAAUGCUGCUGGUGAAAUACCAAUUCAGAUAGUCCAGACAAACCAACCAAGUAUCAAACAAUCUCAGAGUAAAGAAAAUAAUGAGAAAAUGGACACAAACCACUAGUGUGUAACUCUUGGUUGUACAUGUAACAUUAACUAUAUGGUCAUAUAAAUGAAAAAUGCAAUUGUUCUCAA